AGUGCGCGCAUCCCCUCAACAAUCCGUCCGAGCGGCGUCGCUGUCUCUUCAGCAGCGCUCGGCGACCGGUGCGCAGAGGCGAGGCGAGCGGAACCGACGUCUUGUGCAGGAUAUUGUGGAUAUCUCCUUACUCGCAUAGAGACCAAGACAACUUUUUUUUCCCCCCUCUCAGGAAAGGAGAGUUUAUAUAUAUAUAUACAUUUUUUUCUUUUCUUCCAACCACGUGGUGAAAGUAAGAAUUGACCUGUGUUUGUCUUUCCCACCCCGGGACAGGACUGUCCACGGGUUGAUUAGUUUUUCCUCCAUAAACUUAGUUCGAUUAUUAUUAUUUUUUUUUUUGAUCACACUUUGGAAUUCCAGAAAGACGUCUGCAAAGACUUGAACAAUUGAGCUGCUGUCGAAAGAAGUUCAUCAAACGUUAAGUUAUUUUUGGAGUCUUCUUUUAUUUUUAUUUUUUAAAUUGUUUUGCUGUAAUACGUGGGAUUUCUAUAUCUAGUCGGGAUGCUGACUUUAGUAGUUGCAAUGCUGCACCUGGUCAGUGGCCACACGGUGCGCACCCAGGACGCUACAGGUAGCCGCUUCGUCUGCAACGCCAUCCCCCCGGGCGCAGAGCCGGGCUGCGGUUACGUUUCCACGGGGAGCCGCGUCCAGAGCAGCAGCCCCGCGGAGGACGAGCUGCGGAUCACGAUCAUUCAGCUGCGGGAGACCAUCCUGCAGCAGAAGGAGACCAUCGUGAGCCAGCAGGGGACCAUCAAGGAGCUCAACUCCAAGCUGGCGCGCUGCGAGGCGGCGGCCGAGGUGACGCCGCAGGGCAAGUCGCGGGGUCAGGGCUCCAGACGGAAGGAGUACGGCAAGAACACCAUGGGGGACCUGCCCCGGGACCCCGGCGAGAGCAUAGACCAGCUGGGCAAGACCAUGCAGAGCCUCAAGGGUCGGCUGGAGAGCUUGGAGCAGCAGGGUUUGCGUCUCCCCAGCACAAAUGUGUCAGCUGGAGGUGUCUCUGCCCUGGCUCCCCUGCCACCCGAGCUGCGGGAGCUGCUGCGGCAGCGUCUGGGGGCGCUGGAGACGCAGCUCCUCCGGAAGGUGGCGGAGCUGGAGGAGGAGAAGAGCCAGCUCUACAAUGAAACAGCAGCCCACCGCCAACGCACCGAGAGCGCUCUCAAUUCCCUCCUGGAGAGGAUCACCGAGCUCGAGAACAGUAAUAAUGCCUUCAAGUCACCAGAGGACUUCAAGGUGUCCCUCCCUCUUCGUACUAACUACCUGUAUGGGCGCAUCAAGAAAAGCCUCCCGGAAAUGUACGCCUUCACUGUGUGCAUGUGGCUCAAGUCCAGCGCCAGUCCCGGCAUAGGAACCCCGUUCUCCUAUGGCGUGCCAGGGCAGGCCAACGAGAUAGUCCUCAUCGAGUGGGGCAAUAACCCCAUCGAGCUACUCGUCAAUGAUAAGGUGGCCCAGCUCCCGCUGUCGGUGAGUGAUGGGCGCUGGCAUCACAUCUGCAUCACCUGGACAACCAGAGACGGUUUCUGGGAGGCGUACCAGGACGGAGAGCGCCUGGGAACCGGUGACAACCUGGCCCCUUGGCACCCAAUUAAACCUGGGGGGGUGAUCAUCCUGGGCCAGGAGCAGGAUGUAGUCGGGGGCCGUUUUGAUGCCACACAGGCCUUCGUGGGCGAGCUGAGCCAGUUCAACAUGUGGGACCGAGUCCUGCGGCCUGUGGACAUCGUGGGUCUGGCCAACUGCUCGGCGUACAUGCCCGGCAACGUGGUUCCAUGGAUUGACGCUAACGUGGAAGUGUUUGGUGGUGCAAGUAAAACCGCUUUGGAGAUCUGUGAAGAUCGUGCUUUUGAUUCCUAAAGGAUCUCAAGUAUGGAAUCCAGUUUGGCCACUGGGAUUGAGAAAGCCAAGUAUUCCGCCUCCUCGCCUCCUCUGUCAAAUCCCAAAGGAAAGGGCAUCGGUGCAACAUUUUUACAUAUUUAUAUGGUCUGACUUUGUAGUUGAUUGGGCUCACAUGUUGGUGUGUCUUUCCAAACUGAAUCCUGAAGAUAUUACAGGAUUGUAACGACGUGACCCACUGUCAUUCUGUGUUCUCUCUUCAGUAGAUCAGCUUUCAUUUGACUCCUCUCCGAAAACAUCCCUUUUUGGUUGCAAUCCACACACUGACAAUGCUGCACCAUUUCCGUAAUGAUUGUGAACUCAAACAGGCUUUGAUGCGCUCUGGAACACAUCUCCUGAGUGUUACAGAGCACUACAUGCUGUGAGCUUCCUCGUUGUUUGAAGAGCAAUGAGGCGCCUGAAACCAGAAGCUGAGAGAAAAGAGGUGGAUGCUCGUGAGUUCAAAGUGGCCAAGAACAUCCCCUCGCUGUUGAUUAUUUUGAGGCGUCCCAACAUGGCAGACUGUCCAACUCUUAUGCACGGUGCCGAGCUGUGAACGGAGGUCCAGUUGAGAUAUGACAGUGCGUGCUUUCUGUCAGUAUCCAGAGUGUGUGUGGUGUGUUCAAACAAGCCAAUGCAGCGUGCUGACAGCAUAGAGAGAGAGAGAGGCUUGUCUUGCGUGUAAAAAGACCAGAGAUUAUGAGGGAGGGAGGGAGGACAUUUUCAUUCUUGUAAAUCUAUGCUUAAUACCUCUCUCCCCCUUGAGCAGAUGCCAUAUCCCAAACAGCUUUAUUGACGGGCCGGCUCUGCUCAGGUUGAUAGCAGCGUCGGACAGCUGCCCAGCACUGGCGCAUCGACAGAGCCGAGUGCCCAGUGAGGGCUUGACCUUCAAGGACAAUCCUUAAUUCCUCAUCUGGGUAGUAAUUAUCUGUUUAUGAAUGAUUUUGGCAGCGAGCGGCCCCUGGUCCACCGGCGUUUCUCUCGGCUACAGUGUCACAAUCACUGCGAUGUUAAGGUUUAGUGGGGGGAAGUCAAAUGAGAGCAGCACUCUAUGGACAUUAUGAAUGUCACCAUCAGAUGCACUUUGAUGUUUAUUGCCUCUCACUGAAGAAGAAAAAAAUUGAAUAGUUUUGAUCCACGGAUAUGAUAUAUUUUUUAAGGAUAUACGGAAUCAACUAAUUCAGCCACGGCUUAGUAAAUAGUAAAAAGCUAAAUCUGUCAGUCGUUACGUUAAUGCUGUGGUGGACGUUUGUUUCAACGCUGUUUGUUUUCAAUAAAAGGUGUCAAAUAUUGAACGCAAAGCCUGGUGCUGAAGCCCCAUAUCAAACAAAUAUAGAAGAGGCAACAAAGACAUUAACUUUGGUUUCACCUCCAGGGCUUCUUUACUCCUUGUGGACUUUCCUUUCUGAGUAGACAAUAGUAUGAAAGCCAAUAAAAAGCCUACUUCUACAUUUGAAAAAAAAAAAUAAAAAAAAAUGAUGCAGUAGGUUACUGGACGGCACCGAAUGUUAUAAAAGAGUGUGCACACUUCAAAAUUAGGAUUUGAAUAGGUCACCGACACGUUGUGGUUGUGCUCUUUUGAGUGUCUUUGUUAACGAUGUUAUAAUGUAAAAUCAAGAGGGUUUGUUUUAUUCCUGUAGCAAGUUUCUUGUUUUCUCUGCUCAUGAUUUUUGUCCAUUAGCAGCUCAUUAUGUAAGAAAAAAAGCAGAAGUACAAAAAACAAAAAGAACGCUGUUGUUUAAAUGGUGAAUGGCCUUUUGUGAGAACCAUAUGUGCUUUUGCUUGUGCCCAAUUUGAAGGUCAUGUCAGCUUUCACAGAACUUACAGCUCACCAGCAGCAAAGACAAUUAGGGACACGGGAAAAUAGAAAAACGUUUCAAAGUCCCCUUUGUGAAUGUCGUCUCUGCACCCAGAAGUAGAGUGAACAAGUUUCAGAGGUGAGACAAUUAAAGCAGCUACUCGGUGUUUGAAUGUAAAGUAAUUGAACAAGAUUGCACAGCUUUAAUGGUGUAGUCAGGGUGGAGUGUAACGCAGCCAAGGUCUUGCCCCAUUCUUCACCGAAACAGUUUCUUAAUAAGGAAACAACACGUUAACCUAUUUCACUAUUUCACUUCGUCACAUUAAGUCCAAUGAUGUACGUCCAGUUGGUUGCCAUAUCAUUUGUGGGAGUAGCCAUAAUAAACAUGGAAGGAUGUGUCCUCUCAUCUGCAGUGCAGAAAUCCUCUGGACUGGCACACGUCCAGGUGGAAACGAAAAAAUCUGCCCAUGCGGAUUAUGGGAGCUGCUACAAUGUAGGACACUGAGCCUUCUUCCUUCUCCUCCACGCUGUGUGUUGCUGGUAUCGCCAGUGUGUUGGUGGUGACGUACCAGUGGGGGGGGGGGUUCAUAAUAGAACAACAGUCUGAGGCCUGGGGUGGGAAAUAAUGUGAAAAUGUUUAAAUGUGAUGUUAUAUUUUUUUUAGUUUUUGCAUAUUCCUCAUCUCAAAUUGUCAUUGCAUUGCUCUCAUGACACGUCACAUCUGAUGAUUUUCAAGUGAAUAUUAAUUAUUAAAGGGGGGAAAAAAAUCCAACUUGAAUUUAAAUAAAUGAUUAAUACAUUUGUUUGUGUAAAACACACAAAGGUGAAUCUUUUCCGAAGUUUUGAAGAAAACUGACUGUACCGCAGAUAUGAUGUCAGUAAGUAAUGUGUGAUGCCCUCGUCAGAUCUUUCUGCGCUCUGAUGUAAGAGAGAACGGGCAGUGACGGAGCCCAACCAAAGAUGUUUGUACUUGCUUAUGAUAGACUGAUCGCCGCUGUCACGCCACACCACCUGCUUCGAGUGUAGCCGUUCUCCCUUUGGUUUGUGGAAUGUGUGUGCAAGACAAAUGAUCUUUCGGAGGAUGCCGCGUGGCAGUCAUGAAAUCUAACGGAGGGGGGAAUUGAAGUGAAAAACAUGUUUGAAUAUCACCGAUAUCAUCCGUCUCUCUGGCAGGGCAGCGAUGCGACAGGAGAAACAAUGUGUGUGUCGGUGUGUCUGUGCAAGUGGGUAUGUGACAGGAAGCAACACGUUGCUGGUGUGUUGGCUCUGAAGAGAUUUGUUCCAGUUAUUGAGUUUUCCUCCCACUGUGGGGGAAGUUUGAAAGGGGAGAGUUUCCAACCAGAGGGUUUUUGAGGAAAUUAUCUCGGCAGCGGCUGCACCCAACGUAAUGAUUCACUGAACCACAAAAACAAAGUCACCUGUUCAGCGGUGUUUCCAGCUUGUCCGUAUAUCCAUUACACUUGACUGGAUAGAGUGACAGUGAAGAAUCAUUUGGCCCAUUUUUUUUUUAUCAAAGCUUUCUUUCACAUCCAUAUGCUCUCCUCUCGCUGCCGUGGAUCAUCUGUGCUUUCCCAAAACCCCCAACGUUGAAAUGGUGUGAAAAGGCCCAUAAUUAAAAUCAAAUCACAGAGAGCAUUUGAUUAUGAGUGGAUACGGAUCUGCAGGGGGUUGUUGGAUAUCGGUGCGGGGAGGGGGGUGGAAUUAAAGUGCCAUUCUGCUCCUAGCACCCGCUCACUCGCACACCAUGGCGUCCCCAUGGAGCCCCAAAGAAGGAGCGCUGUAAAGGCAGGGAGAAAAACAAGUCUCAGAAUUGAGACUAGAGAGGUCCUUUGGCUUAGUGAUUAAAGCCUGAUGGAAGACAAGCCUGUGCAGAAGGCGCGGCUCUCUGAGGCAUUUCAAAACGGCUGUUUUCUUGGAUGUCACAGACUAUUAGUGAGACCCACAAAACCCCCUUCAGCCCGCAUCACUGCCUUCAUGAAAAUAUGCAUCAAAAAAAUGUUAUAUUCUGUUCCCAUCUUUGGUUCUGUCUGGCAGCCAUUUUUGAAUUACUCACAGAAGCACUCUCCCUUUUCAGCAUCAUUUUGUGCAAGACAAUGUGUGGGCCUUCACCAAUUCAAUUAGAAGCAGAUUAGACCAUUAUCUAGGACGGCAAACUUUAGGGGAAGGGGUUUUACUUAUGUUCAGAAGGCUGAGGAGAGCAAAUGAAAAUGUUGUUUUGCGCAAAUGAGAAUAAAAAGAGUGACGACAGGGAUGGUGCGAGGGGAGGGAAGAAACAAAUGAAUCAUCUCAGGAGAGGAAACAGCUGCUUUAUGACAGUUUGCGAUGCCGCAGCUCUGGAGAUCAAAGAGCCCGCGGAUGCUAAAUGAAGAUAUUCAUUCACCUUUAUUCUGUUCAGCAUUGCACGGUGUUUUCCAAGAAGAGGAGAAAAUCAUAAACCUGACACUUCUUCAUGCUCAGAUUACAAAUCUCCCCACCGAGUCCCCACCAGAAUGUAAAGUGUUGCACCGGAGCACCGUCUACUCUAAAUGGCUCGUCUGAUCUCACACUUUGUUGUCUGUCUCCGAGAAUGAUAUAAUGUGUUCCUACAGAGACCAUUUACAUUUACCCGGGAUAUCUGCGGAAGAAACUUUAAUAAUAAAUCCGAGCGACAGGCUGAGAUGGAUCAUUUUCUGCCUGCAAAGACGAGAGUCUAAAUCUCUCACACAACCUCUUUAAAUCAUGCACCUGUGUGGACUGCAAAUUCAAGCCCUCGACUGUCUGUCUUGCAACAAGCGGCGAAGAAGCUCUGCGGCUGCAAGUCUCUCAUUGUGCUUCACUGAAGGUGCUCCAUUAUUUUUCUCCAAACCAUCUGUGUUCCCUCGCAACAAAUAAACAGGGUGACUGUAAAAUGGC
Scophthalmus maximus (turbot) is the source of this 6559-nucleotide messenger RNA. Its product is annotated as neuronal pentraxin-2-like. The record is from RefSeq and is a predicted model, not a curated record. NCBI's taxonomy places the organism in Eukaryota, Metazoa, Chordata, Actinopteri, Pleuronectiformes, Scophthalmidae. The coding region runs from base 502 to 1851 and encodes 449 amino acids. The transcript is spliced from 5 exons.